AUGCAUAUAGCAUGGGAAAACCAGGUCCCAAUGGUCAUCAAAGAUGCUAUUACUGUCAGGGGGAGAACCACAUCAGAAAUCUGGUGCACCAUCGCAUCAGCAUAUCACACCCCCUUGAGGCAACUACCCAAUACAUGGGUUAUAGACUCAGGGGCAACUGAGCACAUUACAAAUGACAAUACAAUCCUUAUUUUCCCAUCUCCAUGCACCAGAAUUGUGAAAACUGCUGGUGGAAUGCUAAUUGGAAUCAAGGCUAGGGGUCAAGCCAUUGUCAAUGUUGAUGGAUUCAAAGUAUAUCUCAACAAUGUACUUUAUGUUCCAGAAGCAAGCAUAAAUCUAAUGUCAGUGCGAGCCCUAACAUCCAAUGGUGUAUGUGUGAUGUUCAAUUCAGAUAAUGCACACCUCAUGUGGCCUAAUGGUCAUGAGGUGAAAGGAUAUACCAAUACCUGUAUGAGGCAUUGGGAAACCCACCCAACAAAGUCAGAAGCCCUUAUAUCAAUGAUAGACAACAAAAUGAAAGAACUACCAGAACAACUCAAAAUUGAAGAGCCACCAAAACCACGAAGUUUCACCAGGGACUUCAUUCACAAACAAUGUGGUCACCCUGGCCACAACAAAAGCAGAAUGAUAGAAAACAUGUACAACAUCAAGAUUAGACCAUAUGAAUGUCAAGAUUGUAUGGUGAGCAAGUCAAUGAAAGCACAAAUGGGACAAGGCAGUGGCAAAUGUGCCAAGCAUCCAUUAGAACUUAUACAUGUUGACUUGGCGACACACUUCUUGACAAAAACAAAAUUCACCUCCAUAUUGGUGGCAGUAGAUGACACAUCCAGUUUCACUUAUGACAAGCCUCUAUGUUCAAAGGCUGAUGUGCUGCAAGUAUUGAAAGAAUGGGUCAACUAUGCCAAAACUCAAACUGGACACAAACUCAAGGCUCUCCAAUCCAAUAAUGGAACAGAAUGGAUCAAUGCAAAUGUGAUCACAUGGCAGAAUGACACAGGAUUUCAAUGGCAGAAGACAUCGACAUACAACAGCAAGCAAAAUGGAAAGGCAGAAUGA
Ustilago hordei is the source of this 1056-nucleotide messenger RNA. RefSeq lists its product as uncharacterized. The record is from RefSeq and is a predicted model, not a curated record. NCBI's taxonomy places the organism in Eukaryota, Fungi, Basidiomycota, Ustilaginomycetes, Ustilaginales, Ustilaginaceae. The transcript has 2 exons. The coding region runs from base 1 to 1056 and encodes 351 amino acids. Gene Ontology annotation, molecular function: nucleic acid binding. Gene Ontology annotation, biological process: DNA integration.